AUGAUUGAACACUGCAAAUACGACUUCACCUCCGUAAUGAUUGGGCUUGACUUCAUUGGGGGGGUUUUGGAGAAGGAGCCGAAGACGCGAAUGGAGAUAUACGAAAUGGACGGCAUUGCAAAACUUGAGAGCGUCCAGUUCCUUCACAACGAGGCAAUAGACAAGAGAGUCUCCACCCUCAUCUCUAAGUACUUAGACGGGUUCAGUGAAGACGAAGAGGAGCCCCCCCCGAACGCCUUCUCAGCAUUUUAG
Messenger RNA from Eimeria acervulina, 252 nucleotides. RefSeq lists its product as hypothetical. The coding region runs from base 1 to 252 and encodes 83 amino acids. The record is from RefSeq and is a predicted model, not a curated record. Lineage: Eukaryota; Apicomplexa; Conoidasida; Eucoccidiorida; Eimeriidae. The transcript is spliced from 4 exons.